GAUUGGUAUUGGGAAGUUUUUUUAUUGCCGUAAUAAAGAAGGAUCACUCCCGUACAUCGCAAUUUUAUCGGGUAUCAAGACGUGAUCGGUUUUUAGAAGGGUACGAUAUAAUGUAGGUUCAAUGAACCAGUAUGCUAGACGGUGGAUUUCAUAGGAUCAGAUGGAUUCGUAUUUCUCUACUACUGGCCAUUUUGCUUUUACUUGGAGUCAUUGUACAACAAAUGUUUACAGAUACAUAUCAACAACAUGAAGAGCUGAUCAAAUCAGGUCCAUCUAAAGCUGUACAACAAGGUCAAGGUGCGGUUCAGCCAAACAACAGAGCAGCGUUUACUUCCGAACCUUGGAAAACUAGAUUGGCUACAUUACAGCGGGGCUGUGCAUCAGGAACGGACGGGUACAAGCUAACAUCUAAACAAGUGACACAGCGGUAUUACAAUUCUGAUCGAGCUGGUUUCUCCGUCUGUAAGGUGCCAAAGGCUGGCAGUACAUUCUGGACAAUCGUGUAUGUGAUUUUGGAAAAGAGACAAUCAGCAGAAAAGGUUUUUUCGAUGCCGAGAAACUCUCUGCACAAUAUGGGUAAUAAUAUGGGGUCUCGUGAGCCGGCAAUAGGCUCCCAUUUGAAUAUAAUUAUUUCACGAGAACCGUACUCAAGGCUGUUUUCCGGUUUCAUUGAUAAGAUUUUUCUUCCUGGGCAAAUGGGACAUUCAAAAGGAAAACAUUCUCGUCUUGGAAGGUACAGCGUAAACGGAUUUACAUGUGGCUUUAAUAAAAGUUUUUCAGAAUUUCUAGAUACUGUUACCGAACACGCUUUCAGUGGAGGCAAGAUUGAUCGACACUGGUCGCCAGUCUAUCUGUUAUGUGAUGCAUGCAAAGUAACCUACCAAGCAGUUUCUCACACGACCACAUUGACAGCCGAUACAGAAUACAUUGUGAACAAUUUAAAAGUUUCGGAUAGUGAGAAAAAUUCUUUAAAGCGAAUGUUCCACAAAAAGGAAAUGAAUCAGACUCUCAAAGGAUUACUUGAAGAUUUAGCGCGUGUGACAAAACCGCAAAGAAAGAAUUGUCCGGAUCGAAUAGUAUAUGUAUAUCGACUAUGGCAAUCCCUUCAGAUACAGGGCUAUUUGCAUACUCAAAGUACAUUUCCAUGGGAAUUUUUCAAAAACGAAACGAAUUUGGAAGAUCAUCUUAUCAUUAACCGGAUAAUUGACGCGAUGACAAAGCGCCCUGUAUCGAGCAAACAAAGGGCGUUACAACGGCGUGCUGCCUUGGUAUCUGCAUACCAAACUGUAGGAAAAGAAACUAUCCGACGUGUUCAGCAAAUGUUUAUGAUGGACUUUCGUUUAUUUGGUUAUGAUAUGAACCCUCCAUCGUGAAUGCUUUUUGUAUCGAUAUAUAUUUUAUAAACAGUUCUGAUAAUUUCUAA
This is a messenger RNA of Pecten maximus, 1423 nucleotides long. Its product is annotated as carbohydrate sulfotransferase 11-like. NCBI's taxonomy places the organism in Eukaryota, Metazoa, Mollusca, Bivalvia, Pectinida, Pectinidae. Gene Ontology annotation, molecular function: sulfotransferase activity. Gene Ontology annotation, biological process: carbohydrate biosynthetic process. The transcript is spliced from 4 exons. The record is from RefSeq and is a predicted model, not a curated record. Bases 132 to 1373 code for a protein of 413 amino acids. Gene Ontology annotation, cellular component: membrane.